This is a messenger RNA of Canis lupus familiaris (dog), 5211 nucleotides long. It is a transcript of the gene FAM168B, whose product is annotated as family with sequence similarity 168 member B. NCBI's taxonomy places the organism in Eukaryota, Metazoa, Chordata, Mammalia, Carnivora, Canidae. The record is from RefSeq and is a predicted model, not a curated record. The transcript has 7 exons. The coding region runs from base 117 to 704 and encodes 195 amino acids.
GCAGGCGUCCGCGGCGCUCGCCCGUGGCUGAGCCCACCGCCGAGCCCUCCCCGGGCCGGCGUGCGCUGGUCGCCGAGGUCCAGGCCGCCGCCCCCGCCGCGGCGCGUUCUGAAAUCAUGAAUCCUGUUUAUAGCCCUGGUUCUUCUGGGGUUCCCUAUGCAAAUGCCAAAGGAAUUGGUUAUCCAGCUGGUUUCCCCAUGGGCUACGCAGCUGCAGCUCCUGCCUACUCCCCCAACAUGUACCCUGGAGCGAAUCCUACCUUCCAAACAGGUUAUACUCCUGGCACACCUUACAAAGUGUCCUGUUCCCCCACCAGCGGGGCAGUGCCACCAUACUCCUCCUCCCCUAACCCCUACCAGACCGCUGUGUACCCUGUGCGAAGUGCCUACCCCCAGCAGAGCCCCUACGCGCAGCAAGGCACGUACUACACACAGCCCCUGUACGCAGCACCCCCUCACGUCAUCCACCACACCACAGUGGUGCAGCCCAAUGGCAUGCCGGCGACAGUGUACCCUGCUCCCAUCCCUCCACCUAGAGGCAACGGCGUCACCAUGGGCAUGGUGGCUGGGACCACUAUGGCCAUGUCAGCAGGUACCCUGCUGACCGCCCACUCCCCAACUCCUGUUGCCCCCCACCCAGUCACUGUGCCCACAUAUCGGGCCCCAGGAACUCCCACCUACAGCUACGUGCCCCCUCAGUGGUGAUCACCCUGCAAACAUUUGAGGAUGGAGCUGUGCAGUCACAUCAUGGAGGUUCCACAGCUGGUGCUGCAGGCCUCGCGCCUCCAACCUGGACUUUCUUCUUAAUGCUCUCGACACUUAGCUAAACACUACUAUGGCCCGGCCCAGCAGGUCCAGUGCCAUUAGUCUCCAACUAACUCUGUGGGUUGGUCUUAAAGUAAAUCCUGUUUUGUGGGCUGCCUGGCAAUUUUUUAGCUAACUGUAAUGAUAAAAAGGGGAGUAUUAAUCUAUUCUGAAUCAUAUCUAGUUGAAUGCAUGUUUAAAAAAACAAACACAAAAACAAAGCUUGCUCAAUCUACCUGCAGUGACUGAUGCAAAACCAUCAUAUGCAAACCCAAAGGAAUGGAAAAGCAUUUUAUAACAUGUAUCACUAAUGCACUGUUGUAAUGUAUCCAGAGUCUUAAAGUUAUAAGUGUUAAAGUGAAUUUCUUCAUAGAGUAUCUGAAAUCCCUUAGAUGAUUCUUCAGCCUUUGGGGUUGAGGUGGGUUGCCAGUUGAUAACGUGGACUUUGACUUUUCAACAUUCUGUUUUUUUCACACUGACUGCACGGAAUGGGGGAGAGUAUGGGAAGGGCCACCACUGCCUGGGAUGCAGCCAGUUUACUGGGCAUCUCUUUCUUGCUGUUUAGUCUUGCCAGGGCAUUGUGGUAUGGACAUUCUUAAAGAUGAUCCUAAAAGUGUAGAGUUGUGUGGCCAGUACAGUUAGGGGCAAGAAGUGGUGUCUGUAUCAGCAAAGCACUUUUCUCUGCCAUCUAAGUUUUCUUUAUAAGCCUCUUACAGAUAAGAGGUUUUCUGUAUCUUUACUGGAAAAGUCCUAUGUAGAACAUAAAUUAUUUUUCUGGGAUGGAAGGUACAUGAAGGAGAAACAGCCACACUUGGAGGAUGUAUUGGCUUCUCCUUUAUUUAGCUUAGAAAACCAUUCCCCCCCCACACCUCCCCUGAAAUGUUUCAGUCCAUUGAAAACAUAUGUAGGCGUUGCUGUCGUCUCGUCUCCCCCCACCAAAGAAGGGCAAAGAUUUCAGCUGUUAUGAAGAAAGUUGUAUAUUUAAGAACUAUUUUAAACGGGAACAAAACUUUAUUUAAAGUUGUUUCUUUUAGAGAGGCAGGCCUGUGGCUGUGUUGGGGCCCAUCCACCUGAUGGAGACUUGUCAUCUGAAACCAUUUGGAGGUGGCUCCUGGAAAUGGGUCUGUGGAGGUGUGAGGGAAGGGCUGGUACCUCGUCUGUGAGCCUUGUCUGCCAUGUCUUGUAGCUGAGGGCUUUUAGCAUAAAGCAGGUAUGGACAACAUAGGGCCAGGCAGAAUCAGAAUAUAUUUGCCUGCUGGGAUUUAUUUGGAAAGGACUUUGUGUUUAAGGUCUGAAUAUUGUAUAUAAGAAACAAAGAGGAUUUAUGCUCAGCUUGUCUUGAGGGAGUGUGUGUCUGUUCAAAGAAGGGGUGGGAGGGUGAGGGUUUUGUUCCCUUUCAGCAGUCUGUCAGGUGGGGGUGUGCUCCUGUUCACCCCAUCAUUGUUUCAAGUGUUGUGGGCUUUGGUUGGGGAGGGGACCCUACUCUUCUGUCUCUGGCAGCUAGGUCAGGGCUCUGGCACUGGUUUGGCAUUUGGCCUCAUUUGUUGAGUGGGACACCUGAACUCUGAGCCUUUGGUAACCUUAUUUUUUUAUGGUAAGUACCCCAUAAUUUUCUUUUUCACAUUUUAUUUUAUAAGAAGUUUAGGAAUAUUUUUGCAUGGAUCAUUGUAAACAGAAGAUUCCUUAUUCCUAAUGUCUAUUAAUGUAGUGUGCUUACUGAUAAGUUCUUUAAAUUGCUCAUUAGCACUUAACCCACAUGUGUGUUUGAGAGAGAGCAAGUGAGAUUGUAUAUGUGUGAACCAUUUAUUCCAGGCACAUGGUUUGUGUCCAGUUCUUCAACUCUUUGUUGGUAAUUCCAUCUGUAUAAUAGAUGGUUUGUAAUAAAUAUCUGAUAGGUUCUAAGGGAUCCAGGGCUGAACUGACCAAGUAACAGAAAAGUCAGUUUCCCCAGUUUAGUGUAAUAGAUUAGGAGAAAAUACGAUUUUAGUGUAUGCUUUAAAAAAAGCCCUAGCACCAGAAUGGGAACACACACACACACACACACACACACACAAAACUAUAUGUAAGGGAUGGAAUUAUUUGAAUUGAACAGAAAGAAGUUAUAUAGGAUGCUUCAUUGGGCUUGCUUAAGACAUGGCACACACAGGGUGAGUGUUUUCACAAGCACUGAAUUAAUUGGUGUUUUUGAGAGCAAGGAGGGUGGGUUGCAUUUUGCCCCCAUUUACAUCAGCUUCAUAAACUUUCCCUUACGAUUUUCUUAAAUCUUUUUCCCUUUUGUGAAGGUGUGUUUGAAGACUUUAUCAAAUAUUUUUGCAUAAUGGAAUACAUCUGGAAAUCUUUUCAGUUUUGAACCUAUCAGGGCAUAGCUAUCAAAUAUGAUAAUGAAAGGUAGAUCUUGUCUAGCAGGUAAGAAUUUGGACAUAUGAAUAGUAGCAAAACUAUCAUAGGUUGUAAUUUUAACAGCAUUGAAUUCCAGUAAAAUUAACUAAGGAAUAGAUUUCUAUUAUAAAGUUCAUAAUUUGAUAUCUCAAGCAUAAUAGUGGAACAUCCAGAGAAACUUAACUUUGGUCGGGGUGGGGGGGGGUGACAUUCCUAAUUUGAGAGUCUUUCAGCUGAAUUAUGGUUCUCUUAGAAGUGGAGAUAGGCAAGCAAAGGACCUAAUUUUUUUAAACAAGAAUGGGUAUUUAAAAAAUUUUUUUGUUCUACAGCUUUUCUGCUAAGGUUUAGGAGGUCUGUUUUUCUGGUUAUGGAGAUUUUGUUUGGAUCCGGGCUGGUGACUUGAGUGUUUAGUAAUGAGCGAUGGUCCCAUUAGCUUGCUGCCUCUGAAAAGUGAGACUAUCAUCAGGGCCAGGUCCAUUCAUGUGAUAGGCACAGAGGCGAGGUACUUCCAGAACCUUUUAGAUCUCUUGUGUUAAAUCUUUUUAGAACAUUCUUGUUGGUAUGGUUAUUAGGCCUGCCAGUUGCUAUUCUGUGAAUCUGUGUCUUUUGAGUGCUAUGCAAAUGUAGUAUUUACAGGAGAUGAGAGAGGUCUUGAACCUUGGGCUGGGCACCUGGUUGGUGAACAUCUUGCCCUUCCCAUGCUGGGCAUAUAGUGCCUUGCUCCAUCUGGUGGCACCAUCACUUCUAUAAUGAGAGGAAGUACAUUUUAAGGCACUUUGGAUAUGCUGAUAUCUGGCCCAGGGGUUGCUAUGAGUGUGCCUGCCAGUUGGGUAGUAAAAAGUGGCAAACACCAGCCACAUCUAUAUUGGGGCCUACUUCAAAAUGGAAAUCCAGACUUCUUCACCUGUUCUUGUAAACAUUUGGAAACAAUAUUUCUCUGACUAAUUGGGCCACCUUCUCCCCAUCUGGCGGCUAAUGGCUGGAUAUCCCAGUCAUUGCCAACCUGAGUAUUGCCCAGACAGGACAGGAUGCCUGUCUGACCCCUCAGCAGGCUCGCAGUUUUAAGGGUGAAUGGCUUGAGGGUGGGGGGCAGCUUCUGGUUCUUCUCUGGUGCUUUCUAAGGAUGGGUGGGGAUAUCUGUAGAGGAGUGUGGUUGGCUCAGGGGAAGAGCAGACUGCUUAGCUCUCUUCUCUCUAGCAUGUCUCAAAUGUUUGUGUGUGUUUUUUUCCCUGAGCUGCUUAUUAUUCAGCCUGAGCUUUCCUGAAGGUCCUUCAGACUUUUUUUGAACAGACUUGCAGAUGACCUGCUACACAGGAGGGUCUGAUCUUUUUGGGUAGAAAGUUGCAAAGUUGAUCUUAACAUGUUUCAGAGGAUUUGUCCCCCCUCCUCAACCCCUAUUCAUUUGAAGAACAGAAAAUCCUAGGGGUAACCUUAUUUGAAUCCCAAAGACUAAAGUCUGCUCACUUGGGACAGGGAGACAGAAGAGAGGCAGGCGUCUGUUCAGGGAACCUGCGGUGGUCUUCAGGAGCUCCCAGGGCUGGUGUUUUGGAGGUGAGCCUUGUCAGUAUCCCCCUGGGUCUUUAUGUAGACUAGUGGUCAGUAAAAUAGUUGGGCUCUGCUUUGCUCCUGGCAGGGUUGCUGUGAUGGAGGAGAGCCCCCAAGGAGCCACAUGGAUUCAGACUGACUAGGAAAUGGUUCCUUUUUUUUUUUUUUUUUUUUUAAUUUUUAAAUAUUGGGUUUUUUUUAGACCGUUCUCUUGGUACUUUUUUUAAGCUUAAGUCAGCAUUGUCUUCCAGUGUUAAAGGCAUCCCUCACCUCUGCAUUGAACUUACGGUGUCAAUCAAUAUAAAGGAAUGGAACAUCCAUCUUGAGCCAGUUCCAUUAUGUGUAAAUUCAUACUAUUUUAAUUUUUUAUGCAAUCUGAUGAGUAGAUGAGCUCAGAUUUAAAAUUCUUAAAAGCACGUUUAUUGUAACAAGAAUUGUUAUGUAUUAAUACUGCAGUUUUCAAUAAAGAUUGACUUGUGUUGCA